Ficedula albicollis (Collared flycatcher) is the source of this 1918-nucleotide messenger RNA. RefSeq names its product prolyl 4-hydroxylase subunit alpha 3 (gene P4HA3). Lineage: Eukaryota; Metazoa; Chordata; Aves; Passeriformes; Muscicapidae. The transcript is spliced from 13 exons. Gene Ontology annotation, biological process: peptidyl-proline hydroxylation to 4-hydroxy-L-proline. Gene Ontology annotation, molecular function: protein binding; L-ascorbic acid binding; procollagen-proline 4-dioxygenase activity. Gene Ontology annotation, cellular component: endoplasmic reticulum. Bases 1 to 1563 code for a protein of 520 amino acids. The record is from RefSeq and is a predicted model, not a curated record.
AUGGCUCACGCCGCCGGUUCCCCCAGGAGGGGGACGUGGUUCCCCCACCCGUGGGAUCUGGGCUGCAGCAUCCCCAAGGCACGGGCCAUCCCCACACACGCACCAAAGACGGCAUCGAAGUGUCCUCCAGUGGUGCCUUGUAGGUUCUACGAGAAGGUCCAGGCGCUGCACCAGGACCCCAAGGCCUCGGUGGACAACCCCUUGCUGGCCUUCAGCCUCAUCAAGCGCCUCCACUCCGGCUGGCCCAACGUCGUCUACAGCGACGAGGCCACCAGGAACACCCAGGCACUCCAUGCUGGCCUCGGGGAGGUGGAGCAGGAGCUGCCUGGAGCUGAGGACCUGGAUGGGGCAGCCAGGGCGCUGAUGAGGCUGCAGGACGUCUACGCACUCAGCGUCAAGGGCUUGGCCAGCGGCGUCUUCCAGAGAGCCGGGCAGCCGCCCCUCUACAGCCCCGGCCGGCGCGUCCCCCUCUCUGCCGACGACUGCUUCCACGUGGGAAAGGUGGCCUAUGACACAGGUGACUAUUACCACUCCAUUGCGUGGCUGGAGGAGGCUGCCAGCCUCUUCCGCCUCUCCUAUGGCAGCUGGAACCUGGAGGACCGGAGCAGCCUGGAGGAUGCUCUGGACCAUCUGGCCUUCUCCUACUUCAUGGCUGGAAACAUCUCUCAUGCCUUGAGCCUCUCCAGGGAGUUCCUCCGCUACGAUCCCAGCAACCAAAGGGUGUCGAGGAAUGUGGCCAAGUACAAGAAGCUGCUGGAGACGGGGACGGGGGCAAGUGCCAGCCCCCUGCAGCGCCCCAACAGCACCCGCCUGCAGAGCCGUGACGCCUACGAGGAGCUGUGCCAGCGCCCCAGGGGGCAGGCGGCCCCAGAGCAGCUCCUGCAGCUCAGCUGCUCCUACGAGACCAACAGCAGCCCCUACCUCCUCCUGCAGCCUGCCAAGAAGGAGCUGGUCCGGAUCCAGCCCUAUGUGGCUCUGUACCAUGAUUUCAUCACCGAUGCUGAGGCUGAGACUAUCAAGGGGUUGGCAGGGCCCUGGCUGCAGAGAUCCGUGGUUGCCUCUGGGGAGAAGCAGCAGAAAGCCGAGUACCGGAUAAGCAAGAGCGCCUGGCUGAAGGACACGGCCGACCCCGUGGUGCGGGCGCUGGACGCGCGCAUCGCCGCCGUCACCGGGCUGGACCCGCGGCCGCCCUACGCCGAGCACCUGCAGGUGGUCAACUACGGCCUGGGGGGCCACUACGAGCCGCACUUCGACCACGCCACGUCCAGGAAGAGCCCCCUGUACAGGAUGAAGUCGGGCAACAGGAUCGCCACCAUCAUGAUCUACCUGAGUGCAGUGGAGGCUGGAGGCUCCACUGCUUUCAUCUAUGCCAACUUCAGCGUGCCCGUGGUCAAGAAUGCGGCUCUUUUCUGGUGGAACCUGAGGAGGAACGGGAACGGUGACGGGGACACCCUCCAUGCCGGCUGCCCCGUCCUGGCCGGGGACAAGUGGGUGGCGAAUAAGUGGAUCCAUGAACACGGGCAGGAGUUUCGGCGGCCGUGCAGUGCUGACCCACAGGACUGAGCCGCCGUGGGAUCACAGACGGGAUCUGCAGGGGACACAGCGUCUCCCCGAGGGAGGGAAGAUGGGAGGGAGCAGCGGGGCAGCGGGCGGUCGGGAGGGGCCCUUGCUCAACCACGGCCACAUGAGGUGGAAAUAAAGUCAAAAGACACGAAACCGGGGCGUGCUCUGGGGUGCCAAACCCGGUCCCUGGGGCUCCCAUCUGUUUUGGAAUGCCAAAAUCCAGUCUCGGGAAGGAGGCAGCUCCUUCCAGCCGUCCCGGCCCCCGCCUGCCGGCACACAAAUUCCCCUUCUCCGCCCCGACCGCAGCUCCGACGACACUGGAAGGCACGGAGCAGGCACCGGGAUCACGGCGGGC